Molecule: messenger RNA, 1575 nt
Organism: Motacilla alba alba
Lineage: Eukaryota; Metazoa; Chordata; Aves; Passeriformes; Motacillidae
Gene: ZNF277
Product: zinc finger protein 277
Exons: 13
Coding region: 18-1424 (468 amino acids)
Source: RefSeq, a predicted model, not a curated record
GCAGCGGCGGCGGUGGCAUGGCCGUGGCCCGCGGGGCCGCGGGAGCGGCGGCGCGGGGAGAUACUGAGUGUAUUUUGGAGCCUCUGUCUCUGCCAGAAAGUCCAGGUGGUGUUGAUGCAGUAGAAAGUUCUCCCGAUGUGCCUUGUAUUUUCUGCAAAGAAUGCUAUGUCUUAGCAGAACAAAACCAGCUCCUGAAGCACAUGAUUAUUGAACACAAGCUCGUCAUAGCAGAUGUGAAACUGGUGGCAGAUUUUAGAAGCUACAUCCUGUACUGGAAGAGGAGGUUUGCAGAACAGCCUAUCACAGACUUUUGUAGCGUGAUAAGAACAAAUUCAAAAGCUCCACUAGAGGAACAGGACAAUUAUUUUCUUUUAUGUGAUGUUUUACCAGAAGACAGAUUACUUCGAGAACAGCUUCAGCAAAAGAGACUGAGAGAAAUUCUAGAACAGCAACAACAAGAGAGAUAUGACACAAGUUUUCAUAGUAUGUGUAUGUUCUGUGAUCAAGAAUUCACAGGAAACAGAUCUGUUCUUCUCAAUCAUAUGGCAAGAGAGCAUGCCUUUAACAUUGGGCUGCCAGAUAACAUUGUGAACUGCUACGAGUUUUUGGCUGUAUUACAGGGGAAGCUUGACAACUUGCAGUGUUUAUACUGUGAAAAAGUCUUCAGAGACAAAAACACACUUAAAGAUCACAUGAGAAAGAAGCAGCAUCGCAGAAUCAAUGCUAAAAAUAAAGAAUACGACAAAUUUUAUAUCAUUAAUUACUUGUUGCUCCAAAACUGGUGGCCUUGCCCAUGGCUAUCUCCUGGGAAUGGUCUGUGGUCUGUGUGCUUCCUGACCCGUGUGCAGGAAUUUGGAAAGUCCUGGGAGGAAGUGCAGUCAGAGGAUGACCGGGAAUUACUAGAUAACCUAGAAGAAGAUUGGUCUGACUGGGAAGAGCAUCCUGUAUGUGCAGUUUGCCUGUUUUGUGAACAACAAGCAGACACCACAGAAAAACUGUAUCUUCACAUGCAGAAAUCACAUGGAUUUCACUUUCCUAAAAUAAAGUCAGAGCAUGGUCUGAACUUCUAUCAGCAAGUAAAGCUAGUGAAUUUCAUCAGAAGAGAAAUCCAUCAUUGUCGUUGUUACAACUGCCAGGAGAAAUUUGAAUCCAAAGGAGGAUUGAUAAGUCAUAUGGAAGAGACCAAACACAUUGCAUUCCUGCCACCCAGGUCUACAUGGGAUCAACCACAGUAUUAUUUUCCUACCUAUGAAAAUGAUACACUCCUUUGUGCACUGUCAGACAGUGAAGAUGCAAAAGCUGAGGAUCAAAGUGAAGAAGUGCCUGUUGUAGGUGAAGAUAUAUCCACUCUAAAAGCUCUCAAACAGAGUAGUGUUUUAAACCAGCUUCUGUGUAAAGAGAACAAGAGUCAGGAGAAAUUUUGACCUGGAAGGACAGUGGCUGUUCUUUGUGCUUUUUCUGCAAGACAAAAAAAAAAAAAAAAUCAAUAUUAUUGGAAUACAGUUAAAGUCACAAAUGUUAUCAUCAUGGGACAAAUAUUAAAAAGUGAAUGCUAAAUAAAAAAUUAGAUGUUAA